GUGCCCGUCCUUUCACAAGGACCGGUGCGAUGGAAAAUUUGGCGCCUGUUGGAAGUCUCAAGCCGCUGGGCUGGCACCCUUCCACCGCUCGAAGGGGCGCGGCUUACCGUGCUCCUCCAGACACUGAGCCAAGGGUAUGCCUGACAUCACGUUCGGUGGGUUCGGUCAGCCUUGGAGCUGUGAUUGGCUAUGCCCAAAGAAAGCGAGGAGAUUUGAGUAAGGUAAGCCUUGGUGCUGGAAAACUCCUUCCGAACAGUGGCCAGGCACUUCAAGCCCUGAGAAAAUGGCGACAGAAACAACCAGAGGUGAAAGAACUUCCGGCACCAACACCGACUCCAGGGAAGACGUGGAGAGGAAAUCGGUGGAGGCUCUCGGAGAAGAACGUGCCUUCGUGUGUGGCCACGUGGCAUGGCUGGAUGAAGAGUAUGGACUCCAACGACUUUUUCGAGACGGUCUCCAAACGCCCGGAUUUGUUGCCUCAAUACCUGGAUGCUGCAAAGGAGGAAGGCAUGGCAGGCCCUGGAAACGCUGUCUGUGUCCGGACUGCUGACUUCAUUGAGAAGCACAUUCCGCUCAGCAAGAGGGCCCCCAUGGUCGACCUGGGCUGCGGCGAUGCUGCCCUGGCGGCCGAGUUGGCGCUUCGCGGCUGGGCAAAGGUGACCAGCGUGGACGCUGCUCGCUUGGCACCCCGCGUAGUAGUUCAGAAUUUGGGUUCGCUUCCAGAUGAUUGGACAGAUCGAUACGAAGUGGCAGUUCUUUGCAGAGCCCUUUGGAGCCUUGACUACUUGAAGGUGCUUGAGGAGGCGCAUCGAGUUCUUCGGAAAGAGCCUGAAGCUCGACUGGUGGUGGUGGAACCCUUCCGGCGAUGGUGGGGACGUGGUCAGGACGGUGGAGAGCUGGAGAAUCAGUUAUUGAGCGCACUUGAGAGGGCCGGCUUUCACCUCUUGUUGGAGGAGAGUGAGAAUUUCCGGAUGCCCGUGGCCGCCGUGGCCGACGUGGGCAAAUCUGCCACCAAAGGUCUGUUCCAAUUCCUGUUGGCUUCUCCGGUGCCUGGUGAGGACAAAGCUCCUGAGUCACAAAGCUGGGGGUAAAAGUAAAA
Molecule: messenger RNA, 1099 nt
Organism: Cladocopium goreaui
Lineage: Eukaryota; Dinophyceae; Suessiales; Symbiodiniaceae
Source: the annotation of a GenBank genome assembly